GCGGGCCCGGCGGCCGCCCCCGCGCCGCGCCCGCGCCUGGCGGCCCGAUGUGGCUGCAGCAGCGGCUUAAGGGGCUGCCGGGACUGCUGUCGAGCAGCUGGGCCCGCCGCCUACUCUGCCUGCUCGGCCUCCUGGUGCUGCUUCUGUGGUUCGCGGGCUCCGGGGCGCGGCGGGCGGCGGGCGGUCUGCAGCUGUUGCCCUGGCCCCGUGGCGAGCCGGGCGCCGCCGAGCCCUCUGCCUGUCUGGAGGCAGCCACCCGCGCGUGGCGCGGCCUGCGGGAGCGGGGCGAGGCUGUACCGCUGGGCCCCGGAGUGCCGGCCCUGGUGGCCAACGGCUUCCUGGCCCUGGACGUGGUCGCCAACCGGCUGUGGGUGACCCCUGGGGAGCGGGAGCCCGCCGUGGCGCCGGACUUCGUGCCCUUCGUGCAGCUGCGCCCGCUGAGCGCGCUCUCUGAAGCUGGAGAGUCAGUGUUGCUGCUGCGGGAAGGGCUGCUGCGGCGGGUGCGCUGCCUGCAGCUCGGGACUCCGGGUCCCGGCCCUGCGGCCGCCGGCCCGGGCCCCGCCUCGGCCUCCGGCCUCGUCACGGGAUCCGGCCGAGACUGCGUGUUGCUGCAAGAGGACUUUCUGGCGCACCGGGGCCGACCCCACGUCUAUCUGCAGCGCAUCCAGCUCAACAACCCCACGGAACGCGUGGCCGCGCUGCAGACUGUCGGGCCCACUGCCGGCCCGGUCCCCAAGGCCUUCACCAGCACCCUGGAGAAGGUCGGAGACCAUCAGUUCCUCCUCUACUCGGGCCGGUCCCCGCCUUUUCCCACGGGGCUGGUGCACCUGCUGGUGGUGGCCGCCAAGAAGUUAGUGAACCGUCUCCAAGUGGCUCCCAAGACGCAACUGGACGAGACUGUGCUGUGGGUGGUGCACGUCUCCGGCCCUCUUAACCCCCAGGUGCUCAAAAGCAAAGCAGGCAAGGAGCUCAAGGUGCUCCAGGACUUGGCACGGAAGGAAAUGCUGGAGCUCUUGGAGAUGCCGGCGGCGGAGCUGCUUCAGGACCACCAGCGCCUCUGGGCCCAGCUCUUCAGCCCAGGUGUGGAAAUGAAGAAGAUCACCGAUGCUCACACUCCAUCAGGCCUGACCGUGAACCUGACGCUGUACUACAUGCUUUCCUGCUCCCCCGCGCCACUGCUCAGCCCCGACCUGAGCCACAGGGAGCGAGACCAGAUGGAGUCGACACUCAACUAUGAAGAUCACUGCUUCAGCGGCCACGCCACCAUGCACGCUGGGAACCUCUGGCCGGGCCGCCUGUCCUCCAUCCAGCAGAUCCUGCAGCUCUGGGACCUGUGGAGGCUGACCCUGCAGAAGCGCGGCUGCAAGGGGCUGGUGCGGGCAGGCGCCCCGGGCAUCCUGCAGGGCAUGGUGCUCAGCUUCGGCGGCCUGCAGUUCACCGAGAACCACCUCCAGUUCCAGGCUGACCCCGACGUGCUGCACAACAGCUACGCCCUGCAUGGCAUCCGCUACAAGAAUGACCACAUCAACCUGGCCGUGCUCGCGGACCCCGAGGGCAAGCCGUACCUGCACGUGUCUGUGGAGUCCCGCGGCCAGCUCAUCAAGAUCUACGCCUGCGAAGCGGGCUGCCUGGACGAGCCUGUGGAGCUGACCUCGGCGCCCCAGGGCCACACCUUCUCGGUCAUGGUGACGCAGCCCAUCACGCCGCUGCUCUACAUCUCCACCGACCUCACGCACCUGCAGGACCUGCGGCACACGCUGCAUCUCAAGGCCAUCCUGGCCCACGACGAGCACAUGGCCCAGCAGGACCCCGGGCUGCCCUUCCUCUUCUGGUUCAGCGUGGCCUCCCUCAUCACCCUCUUCCACCUCUUCCUAUUCAAGCUCAUCUACAACGAGUACUGUGGGCCUGGCGCCAAACCCCUCUUCAGGAGUAAGGAAGAUCCCAGUGUCUGAGUGGCAUCAGUCCUGCUUUCAGUCGCCACUUGCACAAGACACCCAGCACUGAAAGUCCUGCUGCUGCGAACAAGGGAUCCUUUGAAAGCACCCAGCCUUUUGUGCCUUGUUGGGGGACACCAGUGACUCGAAGUGCGCGUGGAUGUUCAGGAGUUUGCAUCAGGGGGCGGGAGGGGCGGGGCUGGUGGACCUUUUGUAAGCUUUCGACUCAAUAAAGUGAACCUAUAUGGAAAAUA
Molecule: messenger RNA, 2188 nt
Organism: Lagenorhynchus albirostris (white-beaked dolphin)
Lineage: Eukaryota; Metazoa; Chordata; Mammalia; Artiodactyla; Delphinidae
Product: KIAA2013 ortholog
Exons: 3
Coding region: 48-1952 (634 amino acids)
Source: RefSeq, a predicted model, not a curated record